Molecule: messenger RNA, 642 nt
Organism: Cyclospora cayetanensis
Lineage: Eukaryota; Apicomplexa; Conoidasida; Eucoccidiorida; Eimeriidae
Product: antifreeze protein Maxi
Exons: 5
Source: RefSeq, a predicted model, not a curated record
AUGGCGUUUGUUCGCACGCCUCUCUUCUUUUUGCAUUCGCCGUUUGUUUUUCACGCGAAGCUUCUUGCGAGGGCAGCCGCUGCUGCGCGCGUUCCGAGAAGUUUAGGCCUUGCCGAUCGCGUGCUUCUCGACAGCGAGACAGAAUCGCACUUCCCGACAGACACUGCGGCGUUGCCAAAGCAGCAGCAGCAGCAAAAGCAGCACGAGCCACACCAGCAGUUGGCGAGCUGUGCAAGAAGCGGCGAGGCUGCCACUGUCUCCGCCUUCGCCAACAGCAACAACAACACCAACAAUAGUGGGGCCUUUUUAGGAGGCGAGCCAACUCGCUUGCGGCUCAAAUGCUUCGGUGCAGCGUCAGGAAAUGUCGCCUCGGCAGCAGCAGCAGCUGCUGCUGCUGCAGCAACAGCCGCAGCAGAAGCGAAGGCGCCAGCAGCAGCAGCGGCAGCCGCAGCAGCAGCAGCAGCCGCAGCCGCAGCAAGACGCGCAGGCGUCUCCAGAGCACCAUGGGCCUGCGGCACUUGCGGCAGAGGCACUUGGGAGUUUACAGGAAGCUCAAGGAUGCACAGACUUCCGCUUCGCCGCAGCAGCAGCACAGCCAGCAGCACCAGCAGCAACAGCAGCAGCAGCACCAGCAGCAGCACC